AUGUUCUAUGCGCCCGCUGCUGAGCAUCCCCCCCGCGAAAGUACUCCUGCGCUUUCGGGCGACACUGGCAGCUCCUCUUCACGCGAAAGCUCUCCACCGGCUACACCUGUCUCUGGACUCAGCCGUGCACCAUCUAUCUCUUUUGAUGACAAUUCUAAGCAUACACCCACUGGCGAUGGCACCGACAUCAAGAUCGUCGAACCAGACGCGGACUCCUCGCCACCAGAAGAUAUCACGCGUCCGCUGAAACGGAGACGGUUGGCAGACACAAGGGCUGACGAAGUCCGCGCAGGGAGAGUGCUGCCGCCUGAUACCUCGAACGGCAUGAUCAAGGCCGAUGACGGCGCGUUCUUUAGUAUUGAGCACAUACUCAUCGGCGACUGCACGAGUGUCGGGGACGUCAAGCCAGAUGCGGUGGACCCGUCGCUAGAAUACGUCUUCCGUCCGUUGAAACGGAAGCGAUGCGCGGACACGAGUACUGAUGAUGCUUGCGUAAAGAGGGUGCGGAGGUCUGGUAUCUCGAGCCGCGCAACCAAGGUUGAGGACAGCGCCUCAUUCGAUCUUGGACAUAUGCCCAUCCACGACUGCACGGGGAUCAGAGUUGUCGAACCAGACGAUGUUCACCCAGUCUCCCCCCACAUUGACUUACACGCGCCACUUGCAGCCAUUGCUCGCCCGCCAAAGCGGAAACGGUGUGCAGACACGUCGAUCGAUGAAGUCUCUGUCAAGAGAAGGCGGUUGUCUGACAGUCCGAGCGACGCGUCAAAGCUCAAAGGUGGGGUUCCUUUCGGACCUCACCCUAGAUGCAUGAUCACGGGUUGCGCCUCCGCUCAGGUGGAGGCGUGCUAUAUCCUGCCUCCCGAUAUGCCUCAGCCGUUGGGCGAUCUCCGCACGCCUAAUGACAUGAGUCCCGCCUAUUGUAGCGCGCCCGCAAACAUCAUAUUCCUUCGACGUGACCUCCGCAUACUAUGGGAAACGAAUCGCCUGUUGAUGAUACCCCAUCCCGACCAUCUAGACCACCCCGAUACCCGCCCUGCCUACAAAUACUACGUCGUUGCAGAAGAUGACCACCCUUCAACCUCGUGCAUCCCCGAAGAUUAUACCAUUAUACCUCCAGUCGCGACGGCUUGUAGCUCGUAUUGCUCGCUGGGGUGGCACGACCUGAGUGCGAGUCUGCAUCUGAUGACAAUUCGAGUGGGUCGUGAGUUCAUGAAGCGACCGCCCCACUACGAGCAUCAUCUAUUUCAGGACGCUCUCUCGCAUAUACCCACCAUCACGCCCGUCUACCCAGAUGUGGUCGAGCCGGUCUUUUCCUAUAUCAAACGCGACUCGCCAGUCGAAGGCAUCUCCCGCCUGCCGAAGCGGAAACGGAGCCCGGACAUAGAGACCGAUGAAGUCCCUGCCAAGAGAAUGCGCACGUCCGGCUCUGCGCGCAACACGUCCAAGAUCGAGGACAGUGUUCCUUUCGGACCUCACCCAAGGUGCAUGAUCACUGGCUGCGUGUCUGCUGAGGUGGAGGCUUGUUAUAUCUUACCUCCUGACAUGCCUCAGCUGUUGCCUCACGUACCGCAUGCAGUUCGACGCGAUCUCCGAGAACUUUGGGAGACAAAUCGGUUGUUGAUGAUACCCCAUCCUGAUCAUUUGCAGAAGCUUAAGCAUUCCACUGCCUACAAAUAUUGCAUCAUCGCAGAGGACGAGCACCCUCCAGACUCGUACGCGACCAUGAAUAAUAUCAUCACACCUUCCGUUAUGACGGCUCCUUGCUCAUAUCGGUCGCUCGGAUGCUACGAGCUGAAUGCCAAUCUACAUCUGAUGAUAUUCCGAGCAGGCCAGAAAUUGAGCAAGCGACCACUGCACUAUCAACACGUCUUGCGGGAUCUGCUGCCCCACAAGGAAGUCAAUCACGCAUACAGCAUUAUCGAAUGGCAUGGGACAUGGACGGCCCCCUUGACUUGCGAACUGGUACCUGACAGGCGGUUGUGGGCAACAGGCGAGCUCUCAGCCUGUCCUAAGAAUUAUUAUCGCCCCCCCAGAACGCAGUAUUGUUCUCCCCUGUUGGAUGACGACACUGACCGCUUUCGUCGCCAGUUCCGGCCAAUCCUCUCAGGGAUAAAGAGGAGGUGUUUUGGCGACACCAGUGGGAGCGGCCAGGAUUACAUCGGAGACGCUGAACGGGAAGUCAGCAUUCGUCAGUGGUGUCUGGAAUGCAAUCAAGCUCGAGAUGAGUGGACGAUGGGACCGCCUGUGGAACCUGAGGACGCAGAGAUACUCGCUUAUCGACAAGAGGAAGCUGGCGAUGUGCAGCCUGUUGUACAAAAGCCUUGGUCGGUGGAACGCUAUUUCUCAAGGUACAUUCUGUGCCACAUUUGCAGACGAAUGUUUAACUGA
This is a messenger RNA of Postia placenta MAD-698-R-SB12, 2388 nucleotides long. RefSeq lists its product as hypothetical. NCBI's taxonomy places the organism in Eukaryota, Fungi, Basidiomycota, Agaricomycetes, Polyporales, Adustoporiaceae. The record is from RefSeq and is a predicted model, not a curated record. The transcript has 6 exons. Bases 1 to 2388 code for a protein of 795 amino acids.